AAAAAAGAGGAGGAGGAGGAAGAGGAGGAAACUGGAUAUCUGGGCCCGGUUUCCCAAAGUCAUCUUAAGGCAUCCAAUGGUUCUAACGAUGAACUUAACCGUGAAAUGGUUUUGAGAAACCGUUCCCUGAUUAACACUAGAGAGAGAUGUGACUAUCGUGGAUCCUCUGGGGAGCCUCAACAACAUCAUGAAGCUGAUGAGGCAAAGAAGAGUCUCUCCACAUCAGAAACCCUCUCAAAACACCAGCAGAGAUCCACAGAGAAGAAAUCUCAACGCUGCUCUGACUGUGGGAAGACCUUUUCAAGAUUAUAUACAUUACAAUCACACCAGAGAAUUCACACUGGAGAGAAACCUUUCAGCUGCGAUCAAUGUGGGAAGAGUUUUGUUACAUCUGGCUGUCUGACUAUACACCAGAGAACACACACAGGAGAGAAACCUUAUAGCUGCGAUCAAUGUGAGAAGAGUUUUGUUACUUCGAGCUCUCUGACUAUACACCAGAGAACACACACAGGAGAGAAACCUUAUUGCUGUAAUCAAUGUGGGAAAAGUUUUGUUUCAUCUAGCCGUCUGACAAUACACCAGAGAACACACACAGGAGAGAAAUCUUAUAGAUGUGAUCAAUGUGGGAAGAGUUUUGUUUCAUCUAGCCAUCUGACUAUACACCAGAGAAUACACACAGGAGAGAAAGCUUACCACUGCUCUGACUGUGGAAAGAGUUUUUCUAUCUCAGGAAAUUUUAAAUCACACCAGAGAACACACACAGGAGAGAAACCUUAUAGCUGUAAUCAAUGUGGGAAGAGUUUUGCUCAAUCAAGCAACCUGAUAGCACACCUGAGAAUACACACCGGAGAGAAACCUCACUGCUGCUCUGAGUGUGGGAAGACCUUCUCAAAAUUAUAUACAUUACAAUCACACCAGAGAAUUCACACUGGAGAGAAACCUUAUAGCUGCUCUGAAUGUGGAAAGAUCUUUUCAAAAUUAUAUACAUUACUAUCACACCAGAGAACACACACUGGAGAGAGGCCUCAUAGCUGUAAGCAAUGUGGGAAGAGUUUUAUUCGCUCAAGCUGCCUGAUGGUACAUCUGAAAAAACACACAGGAGAAAAAUCCUUUAGCUGUGAUCAAUGUGGGAAGAGAUACUCUGAUAAAAGAUCUCUGAUUAAACAUCAGAAAAUACAUACUGUGAUGUAG
Messenger RNA from Oncorhynchus kisutch (coho salmon), 1191 nucleotides. RefSeq names its product zinc finger protein 239-like. Bases 106 to 1191 code for a protein of 361 amino acids. Gene Ontology annotation, cellular component: nucleus. Lineage: Eukaryota; Metazoa; Chordata; Actinopteri; Salmoniformes; Salmonidae. The record is from RefSeq and is a predicted model, not a curated record. Gene Ontology annotation, biological process: regulation of gene expression. The transcript has 3 exons.